Messenger RNA from Rana temporaria (common frog), 990 nucleotides. Its product is annotated as odorant receptor 131-2-like. The transcript has a single exon. Gene Ontology annotation, cellular component: membrane. Bases 6 to 920 code for a protein of 304 amino acids. Gene Ontology annotation, molecular function: G protein-coupled receptor activity. Gene Ontology annotation, biological process: G protein-coupled receptor signaling pathway. NCBI's taxonomy places the organism in Eukaryota, Metazoa, Chordata, Amphibia, Anura, Ranidae. The record is from RefSeq and is a predicted model, not a curated record.
GACCAAUGAUGAACAUCACCGUCGCUUCUGGUAACAAAACCGCUUUAUCUACAUAUGAUGAAAAGACCAUCGAAACUAUAAGGGCAUCUCUGUUGGCUGUGAUGCUUCUUGGCUUCUGCUUCUUCAUGUACUUCAUGAAAAUAUUUUUGAGUAUCUAUUUCACUACAGACCACAUGCGGGACCACUCCCGGUAUAAUCUCUUUGCCCACAUGCUGAUUACGGACACAGUGUAUCUGAUCUUAUGUAUUUUGCUGGCGGUCUGUUCACUCUACCAGGCGUACCUCCCAUUCUCUGUCUGUUACACAACAGUGGCCGCAGCCUCGACAUCUUUUAUUGUCACCCCUUAUAAUCUGGCUGUUAUGUCACUGGAACGAUAUGUGGCCGUCUGCUUCCCACUGAGGCACACAGAAAUUUGCAGCGUGCAGAAUACCUCCAUUGCCAUUGCAGUCAUGUGGGUGCUGGGGUUUGUCUCUCCAAUUGUUGAACUUAUAGCUGUGCUGAUUUUGAUUAACAAGGACAUUUUUGCCCUGAAAAUCAAAUGUAGCCGUUUGACAGUAGCGAUAGUUCCACUACAAAAUUCCAUAAAGUCCAUAACCAUUGCCUUCAGCCUCUCAGUGGUAGGAAUAAUCCAUAUGUUUACAUACAUAAAGGUCAUCAUUGUGGCCAAGAAGAUAAGUUCGGGUACGUCAUUUGCCUCCAAAGCGGGACAGACGGUCAUGCUUCACACCUUCCAGCUACUGCUGUGUAUGACGUCUUUCAUCUCCACAUUCAUUGACACCAUCUUAGCCGACAGUGUUGUCUUCUUGCGCAUGACUUUCUUUCUUGCGUUCAUGUUCCUGCCGCGGUUCCUCAGUCCUUUAAUUUAUGGGUUACGGGAUGAGGUCUUCUGCAAGUAUUUGAAAAGGGUGCGCUCAAAAUAAUUCCUGCCAUACAUUUACUAUGCUAAGGCCCCGUACUCACUACCGGAUCGAUCCGCUGAAACUGGUCCGA